This is a messenger RNA of Oncorhynchus masou masou (cherry salmon), 4382 nucleotides long. Its product is annotated as FERM domain-containing protein 4B-like. The record is from RefSeq and is a predicted model, not a curated record. The coding region runs from base 247 to 3315 and encodes 1022 amino acids. The transcript is spliced from 23 exons. Gene Ontology annotation, cellular component: bicellular tight junction; adherens junction; cytoskeleton. Gene Ontology annotation, biological process: establishment of epithelial cell polarity. Gene Ontology annotation, molecular function: cytoskeletal protein binding. NCBI's taxonomy places the organism in Eukaryota, Metazoa, Chordata, Actinopteri, Salmoniformes, Salmonidae.
UGAUGUUCCUCCAGGGCAUUGACAUUCUGAGUCACAACAUCCUCUAGACGCAGAGUGAAGUUGGUGUUUUACUCAGCAGCGUACAUUCUCUUGGGCCAAGAAGACAGAGUAGUGUGCUUACCUUUCAAGCAUCUCUCAAGCAUCACAGACUUUCUACAACUUCAUCAGUAGAGAGAGACUGUGCCGGGCACAGGGUAUCUCAGUCUGGUCUCUGGGAGUGAGUGAGUGAGCGGUGAAGUGACAGCCAUGGCUCUGGGCUUCAUGUCUGGAGUGGAGGAGUUGCUGGCAUCAACCUGCAAGGUUGUGUGGAGCUUGGCAGAGCAGAACCUCAGAAGGUGGUCCUCUCAGGGGAUCAUGCCAACCCGCCGCUUCCUACAGACAUGGUGGCAGCUCGGGGAGUUCUAUCAGAUGACAGAGGGCCGGCUGUGUCAGGUGCACCUCCUGGACGACAGGAAGCUGGACCUAAUGGUCCAGCCGAAGCUCUUGUCCCGGGAUCUGUUAGACUUGGUGUCCUCACACUUUAACCUGAAGGAGAAGGAGUAUUUUGGAAUAUCCUUCAUUAAUGACACUGGUCAGAGUAAAUGGCUCCAGCUGGAUCGCAGGGUCCUGGAUCAUGACUUCACGAAAAAGACUGGUCCACUGGAGCUCAAGUUCCUGGUCAGGUUUUAUAUUGAGAAGAUAACAUUUUUGAAAGAGAAUACAACAGUGGAGCUGUUUUUCCUAAAUGCCAAAUCGUCAGUCUUCAAUGGGAUCAUCGAAGUUGAGAGUGAAAAUGUUUUCAAAUUAGCUGCAUAUGCUUUGCAGGAGGCCAAAGGAGACUACACAAGUGUUGAAAGCUCCAGGUCGGACCUGAACAAGCUCCCGGUUUUACCCACUAGAGUCCUGAGGGAGCACCCCUCCCUGGUAUACUGUGAAGACCGAGUGAUCGAGCACUAUGAGAACCUGAAGGGCCUCAGCAGAGGGCAAGCAAUUGUGCGGUAUUUGGCCUUAGUGGAGUCCCUCCCUACAUAUGGAGUUCAUUAUUAUCCAGUAAAGGACAAGCAGGGUCUGCCGUGGUGGCUGGGAGUCAGCUAUAAAGGCAUUGGACAGUACGAUUUACAGGACAAGUUGAAACCUCGGAAGUUGUUUCAGUGGAAGCAGCUGGAGAAUUUGUAUUUCCGUGAGAAGAAAUUUGCUGUAGAGGUGAACGACCCUGACAGAAGGAUAGUUUCCAGGCGUACUUUCGGGCAGACUGGAUUGGUCAUUCACACGUGGUAUGCCAGCCACUCUCUGAUUAAGACCAUCUGGGUGAUGGCCAUCAGUCAGCAUCAGUUCUAUUUGGACAGGAAGCAGAGCAAAUCCAAAGUUACCACGGCCAGACGUUUGGGUGACAUCGCCAUGGACCUGACGGAGAUUGGAGCGCCCAGGAUCAGUAAGCUGUCCAGCAUGGAGAGUAAAGACCAGCUCAUCAUGGCCAGCAACAGAUCCCUCAUCUCAGCAGGGUCAGAAGACUCUGAUGUGAGCGAGGAGUUAAAGAAGGAGAAGAUUGCUGACCUGAAGAAUAAAGAGAAGGACUUGCAGGACUCUCUGACUCAGAAACUAGAGGAGCUCAAGAAGAUCUGCCUGCGAGAAGCUGAGCUGACAGGCAGGCUGCCUAAAGAGUACCCUCUGGACUCGGGUGAAAAGCCCCCCGUGGUGCGUCGGCGCAUGGGGACAGCCUUCAAACUGGACGACCUCUUUCCCUAUGAUGCGGAUCCCCAUCUCAGAAACCUGGAGAGCAGGUUUGCCCUGCAGCAGAAGAUCGUGGAAGCGGCCAAGAAACUAGCCAACGAGGCUGAGCUCUGUAAGACGGUGAAGAAGAAGAGGAUGAGGAACUGCCUGGACGCCAUGAGGAAGCUGCAGGAGAUUGAGGAGGAGAUCAACAAAUACAGGAUCAAGAUGGGCAAAAAGCCUACCCAGAGAGCAUCAAUAAUCAUAGCAGAUGAUGUGAACCUUGCAGAACUCAGCUCACUGUCCGACAGUCUUACUCUGGACGAUGACGAGGAUCUGGGAGGCCAAAAGCAACAGUCCCAUUCUGUGCAGUACUCUCCCCGGCCCCACCACUCAGAAACCCUGAGCCUCCACUACCAGUCUGACCGACUGGCCUCAGCCCACGAGCAGUCCCAGGACCUCAGCCCCAACAACAGAUUAAAUUAUGGCGAAGUCCAGGAACCUUUCCACUACAAUCACCAAGAUGCCUUAUCGAGCCACAAGCCUGCCUCUGCACACAGCAUGCCUCCCACCCCCCUCCUCACCCGCAAUGCCUACAGCAGCAUCCAGUUCAGGUCAGAUGACGACCCCCAGCAUUUCCGCCAGCGGAGUGGCAGUCUGGAGUCCCAGUCUCAAGAGACCACACCCCCGGCGCCAGCGUUCGUCCCGUUCCGCCGCAGCAACAGCACAGAGGUCCUGGACGAUGGCUCAUCCUACACCAGCCAAUCCAGCGCGGAGUAUACAGUGCCUGGGAACCAUACCCACCGCCCCAGGGACCGCUGGCGUGGCAGGAAGGGCAACAUCUACGCCAACACGGGCAGCAUGCCCAACUUGGCACAGGCUGAUGCCUGCUACAACACAUACCAGCCCCCCCGGGCACCACGACCCACCACCACGGCCUACUAUGUGACGGGCUACCCCAGCUACACAGAGCCAGAGCCCUACUCUAAUGGAGUCUACAUGUACAACAACGAGUUAGAGGGUCACUACAACGUUAACCCUUCAUACCACGCCGCGCCGGCCAACCACGGGCAUGAUGUGUACAGCAGUCGCUAUGGUGACGACGAGAUGGACAGUAUGGCUCAGAACCCCUACGCCACCCUGAGGCCGCCCAGGAACCGUCAAGCUCUGCCCAGGACGGAACAUUUGACCAAGAACAUCCAGAAGGCGCUGGUGGCAGAGCACCUGAAAGGCUGGUACCAGCGCAGUGCAAGCCACAAGCAACCACAGACUUACGACUACAACCAGAGGGGUUCCCAGCAGAGCCUGGGUUACCAGACCAUGCCAGCUCCCUACAGCAGGAACACAUCCUACUCCUCAGUCUCAUCACAGCAGUCCUCCACAGCAGGAGGCUGGCGCGGUCACCUAGGAGGGGGUAUGUCAGAGUUCCACAUGCCCCUACCGGUGCAGCCGCCUUACCCCUCCUACGGCACCGCUCACUACAGCCAGCACGCCCACAACAGACCCAAUGUAGAUGUGAACCAAACAGAAACCUACAUCAACAGCCAAACGAACUGCAGCUUGGAUCCAGAUGACCAGAGACUUUACUGGCAUGAGGGCUCCUCCAAACCUGGAACUAUAGUGUAGCAGUCAGGGCCAUCAACUUUCUCAACUUCCACUUUGUGACACUAACAUGUGCCUUGGACUGCACUUACCUGUUUUUCUGUAUGGAAAGAAUCAAAUAUCAACCACUGUGGAAUUCACACAGGGGAGGACCUUAAGUCUAAGUACAGCUGAUUUGAGUUCUCAUACAAGGAAUUGCCAAACAAAGUAGGUCCACCUGCGUACGCUCUCUGAAAGCAGAAUUACAACACGGUCACCUGAUCUGAAUGUUCUGGAUUGCUAGGGGGGGUGUUUGUCUGUGCACUGAGUUGCACUUGGUGCUGUGGCUGGUUGGGUUAGCCUGAGAGGCUGGCAUGAGGAUGGAGGAUAAUGAACAUGACUUGUCCUGCAAGAUCGAUAAUUGGGCAAGCUUUAUGCUCACCAUUACAAUGACAGACCUCUCCAAUAUUGACACUUUUAAAUGUUGAAAUGAAGGAUUGAAAUUGGAUUUUGAGUGUAAAGAUGACUAGCAAUGGCGACCUGCUGAAACGUUCUCCAGUCACUACUGAUUUCUAGAGCCCAUUCUAUGAUAGUGUUUGUAGAUACUGUACAGCACUUUGUGCUAUUCUUAGGUUGUCAGUCUUUUUGCCCCAGCCAUUUAACACAGUAUUUGGACCUCUCUCUUGUUCUCAGUAAUUUGAUCAUCUUUACUGCCAAAUGCUUCAGUCUAACCAUUAAGGUCUAGACUCAACCAUGUCAGCUUUUUUACUUUCAAAGACCAUGUUAACACUAUCAAUGCCAGUUAUGUAAUGUGUCCACUCUAUUACAUGGCUUCAUUUUAUUGCUCAAUGCAGUGAGACAAAAUGACAGUUUUAAAUGCUUAUUGCAUCCCAUGCUGGAAUCCAUGGACUGGUGCUUUCGAUUUCUCUCAAUAAGGAAUUUGUAUGUACAUGUUGAUAAUGUAAAUAGAUUGUACAGAACUGUUUUUGGAGCAUUUUUUAUAUAUUUUAAGAAGCAUGUUAUGAAUAGUAAACCAUCACCUUUGUCAAGCUGGUUCUUAGUCGUUUGUAUAAUUUGAAAUGCGUUUGAAUUAAAACAAAUAUUUUGAGCUA